AUGGAUAUAUUGAAGUCCCUUCAUCCCAAAAGGCUGUCAUUUUCUGGUAAAAGAUCCAAGGAUGUUGAUGACCUCCCUCUGAACGAGAAGCCAUUUACUUCUCUUAACGAUGAAGUUUCCUCACCUUCAAAUGCAUAUGAAGAAAAGGAGCCUAAUAUGCUGAAGUCGAAACACUCAAUACUGAAAUUUCGUUCUUCGGUUACACUUAGCGACCCUGAUCUGCCGUCGAAAUUCAAAGAAUUGUUUGAAAAGGACUCUUCUGAAAUUCUCAUCAAACGCUACAAAUGUGUACACAUUUCACAUUUCAUUUCAAGUUAUGGGAAGCUCUAUGUUACCAGCAAUUUUCUCUGUUUUGUUGAGAGCAAGCUGAAAAAUCUUCAGGUAGUGAUUCGGCUUGAAGACAUAGAGAAGUAUGAGACACAUUCCUCAGGCGUUAACAUAUAUGCUUACAAUCAGAAACACACAUUCACCGACUUUAGUGGUGAAUCUGGUGUGGCCUUCAUUUCUAACUACCUCCGACUAAUCAAAAAGUCGAAUUCUGUCGGGAAUGCUGGUGUUUCAUUAAAACCGCUUUCUCGUCAGUCACCCGCUUCAGCGGAUGGAAAGGUCUGUGACUCUCCCCUACCCAUCGAGCCCCCAACCAAACCUGCUAGGUCGAAAAACAGUCUUUCUGCUCGACAAUCCGCGUCUUCAUCUCCCCCUUUGGCUUUUAAGUCCAUCACCAGUGAUGGUGGUGGCACCAGCGGCCUAUCGACCAUUUCCGAUGUGGCUUACAAGGCCUCGUGCAUUCCCCUUCUUCUCCUCACUAGAAUAAUCAGUUUCGCCGUUUCCAUGGCGACCAGCUCGCUACAGGCUGCUCCCUUUGGCUUUCAACCGCCCCGGGCUUUUACCAGUUUGGCAUUUCUCGCUGUCUCUGUGGUUUACCUCUACUACCGUCUUGAUCGCAUUCCUCUGAACAAUUCAGUGGGACUUAUAAAUGCACACGACUACUCCAACAUUAACGGACCCAGAGGGGGUGAAGACGAAGGGGACUGUAGAAACGAGUUCCAAAAACUGGUUGCCUCUCUGCAGUCCCUUUCGCAGACACUCCAGCGGUUGGAGGCAAAAUUAACGUCCGGUUGA
This is a messenger RNA of Hydatigera taeniaeformis, 1122 nucleotides long. The record is from the annotation of a GenBank genome assembly. NCBI's taxonomy places the organism in Eukaryota, Metazoa, Platyhelminthes, Cestoda, Cyclophyllidea, Taeniidae.